AUGGGCAAAGUAUACGCCAUAGAGCAUAUGGAGCCAGACGAAGAGACGCCAUCGAAGCCUCUGCCUGACUGGGUCCUCUUGGAGUAUUUCCAUAUGCUCCAGCAGGUGGGAAUCGUUGGAGGCAAGGAGGAUGCGAAGCUGCUCACUAGACGCCAGGAACUGGACUCAGCCUCUCCGGGCUUCAGCACUCCCGCUAGUCACACGGAUUCUAGAGUUUUCUUCUCGCAUCUAUCACUGGCAACCGGCGACGCCCUGAUCAGUGAAAUCAACACUCGAGCGAGCUCGGCGAAUCCUGAAAGAAGCAGCUCGAUUGCGCGGGCACUACCGGACCCCUUAUCGCACCCAAUCACCGAAAAUGAUCUCCCGCCAUGUGUGUGCACCCGCCAGUCAAUCCUAGACCUCAUCAAGAACCUCGGAGUGGCGCUAGAGGACGUAUGUUUACUGGACCCGAAAGCAGAACAAGAGCUAAAGCCCGAGGACGGCCAAAAGUUCCGGUGGUUUCUAUUUGGUGGGAUCCUCGGGGAUGAUCCUCCGCGGGACCGGACCGCCCAACUCCGGGUCUGCGGCUUCCCCUCCCGCCACCUCGGCCCGAUCCAAAUGACCACCGAUACCGCCCUCGCCGUCACCAAGAGAAUCGUCGAGGACAACCGCACCCUGCAAGACCUCGACUGGGUCGUCAAACCCGAACUCGUCUUCAGUCCUAAGGAGAAAGUCGAAAUGCCUUUCAGAUAUCUCGCCCUUCCUGACGGUCAACCUAUCAUGCCUGAUGGAAUGAAAGAACUUAUUCGUAAAGACUUGGAUCGAGCCUUCGAAUUUUAG
Molecule: messenger RNA, 819 nt
Organism: Puccinia triticina
Lineage: Eukaryota; Fungi; Basidiomycota; Pucciniomycetes; Pucciniales; Pucciniaceae
Exons: 2
Coding region: 1-819 (272 amino acids)
Biological process (GO): peptidyl-arginine methylation
Molecular function (GO): protein-arginine omega-N monomethyltransferase activity
Source: RefSeq, a predicted model, not a curated record